CUGUGGGGAACUAGACAAAAAUGUGGGACAGUUCUUUUGUCAGUGCCAUGUUGAGGAACUCGGACCGUGCGUGUUUCAUGUGUUUUAAAUUUGGGUCACUAAUCGCACGGUCCGAUUAAUGUUGAAAGGGAAAAAUAUUGUAAGGUUGAAAUCGGACCCUACGCUUUCCUUAGGAGGUAAUUUCAUUGCUUUCGUAUGGUCCGAGUUCAUAGUAGAAGAGUUGCAUCGAGCAACAACCGUAAUCGAACCCUACGUUUUCUGGAAUAGUUUUAGGAACACGGAGGGUCCGAGUUCGCUUCCCAUUUUUUUUUUUUAAAACAUGCGUUCAGUUUAACCUAGUCGAAGGGUGCGAGUUCAUGAAGGUUGCUUAUAUAAAAGAGUGAAGUGAACUUGUGGGAGCUUAGUGCCGUCUGCCUCCUUGUUGAACCGCUUCUUCUUCUCUUCUUGUCUCUGGUUUUUUUCAGUUUUGCUCGCGAAGAUUUAGUUGUCAAGACUAAGCUUAUGCUUAUUUUUUGUUGAGUGAAAAAAAUGAGUGAUAGAGUAUUACUAAAAAUACAUUAUUUUGGUCAGAUUUUGUUACAAACGAGUGAAGGAGUGAAAUUUAUUUGUGAAAAUCCAUUAGAUGUUGUUAUUCCAUUUAUUAUCUCAUUUGAAGAACUCAAAGGUGUAAUCUGUGAAAAGAUUAAUUCUGAGAGGGCAAGAAAGAUAUCCUGUAUUCUAUACAGAUAUCCCGUACCGGUGUUUGGUGGGUUCAUCCAGUAUCAAACCAAAUAUGUGACGGACGAAGCGAGUAUGCAGGAUAUGUUUUCAAUGUAUAUUGGAAACCGGUCUCAGAUAUCGUUCCUCGAGUUGUAUGUUGAGUUUGAACAAUCUGAGGCUGACCGGAAUAUUCUGCGGGAAGAGUAUAAUAGUGACAGUGAAGAAGAGUUCGAAAGCAACUACGAAUUUGUUGGUCCAGAUGGAGAUGAAGAUCAAGGCGCCGGAACCAUAGCCCCAGAUGUGACAGAAGUGGCAAAUGCACUCGCAAACGAAGUGCCGUUUGAGGAGCCAUCAUUCAUGCGAGCGUUGGACUUGGAAGCCAUGCAUGCUCUGGAAUUUCCGGAAUAUGUGACUGCAGAAGUUCCUAUUGUCGCAGAUGGUGAAUUUGCCAUCGGUAUGGAGUUCAGUUCCAGAGAAGCUGUUAUUAAGGCGGCAAAAGAGUAUACGAUACGACGAAGCGUAGACUACCGGGUGUAUGAGUCUGUGGCGAAGCGUACACAAACUGGUUAA
Messenger RNA from Arachis ipaensis, 1269 nucleotides. Lineage: Eukaryota; Viridiplantae; Streptophyta; Magnoliopsida; Fabales; Fabaceae. The record is from RefSeq and is a predicted model, not a curated record.